AUGUCGUCUGAAGUUGCUUCCUCGCAGCCCGCUGCCACAAACGCGCCCGCCGCUCAGUCUGCCUCUGCUGAGGCGGCUGCCCCCGCCCCCGCUGCUGCCGAGGAGACGAGCAGCAAGGAGCAGACGGAGAAGCCCGCGACUGAGGGUGAGACCAAGCCCGAGGGCGCUGCUGAGGAGAAGAAGGAGUCGAAGCCCAGCAGCCAGCAGGCCAACACCUCGCUGUACGUCGGUGAGCUGGACCAGAAUGUGAACGAGGCGGUUCUCUUCGAGAUGUUCAACAUGAUCGGCCCCGUGAGCAGCAUCCGUGUGUGCCGUGAUGCGGUCACCCGUCGCUCGCUCGGCUACGCCUACGUCAACUUCCUCAACGCUGCCGACAGCGAGCGUGCGCUGGAGCAGCUCAACUACACCCCCAUCCGUGGCCGCCCCUGCCGCAUCAUGUGGUCGCAGCGUGACCCCGGCCUGCGCCGUGCCGGCCAGGGCAACAUCUUUAUCAAGAACCUGGACGAGGCGAUUGACAACAAGGCGCUGCACGACACCUUUGCCGCCUUUGGCCGCAUUCUCUCGUGCAAGGUCGCUGCGAACGAGAACGGCUCGCUCGGCUACGGUUUCGUGCACUACGAGACGAACGAGGCUGCGGACGCUGCGAUCAAGCACGUCAACGGCAUGCUUCUGAACGACAAGAAGGUGUACGUCGCCCACCACAUCUCCAAGAAGGACCGCCAGGCGAAGAUCGAGGAGGCGCGCGCGCAGUUCACCAACGUCUACGUGAAGAACAUUGAGCUCUCGGUCACCCAGGAGGAGUUUGAGAGGCUCUUUGACAACUACGGCGAGAUCACCUCGGCCGUGCUCGCCACCGACGAGGAGGGCAAGAGCCGCGGCUUUGGCUUUGUCAACUUUGCCGAGCACGAGCAGGCCGCCAAGGCUGUGGACGACCUCAACGACACCGAGUUCCACGGCCAGAAGCUCUUUUUGGGCCGCGCCCAAAAGAAGGCCGAGCGUGAGGAGGAGCUCCGCCGUGCGUACGAGGCCGCCAAGAACGAGAAGCUCGCCAAGUACCAGGGCGUGAACCUCUACAUCAAGAACCUUCCCGAGGAGUUUGACGACGAGCGCCUCCAGGAGGAGUUUGCGCCGUUCGGCACCACCACUUCUGCCAAGGUCAUGCGCACUGCCACCGGCGCCUCGCGUGGCUUCGGCUUUGUCUGCUACUCGGCGCCGGAGGAGGCCAACAAGGCCGUCGCCGAGAUGAACGGCAAGAUGCUCGACAACCGCCCGCUCUACGUGGCGCUUGCCCAGCGCAAGGACGUCCGCCACCAGCAGCUCGCUGCGCAGAUGAUGCAGCACAACCAGCUGCGCAUGCAGCAGCAGCAGGCUGCUGCCGCUGCCGCGGCUGCGCAGAUGUACCCCGGCGGCCCGGGCAUGUACUACCCCCAGCCCCCGGCCGGUGGCGUUCCGGGCCAGUUCCCGGCGGUGCGUCCCCAGUACGCCCCGGGCAUGAUUCCCCAGGGCAUGCCCCAGGGCAUGCCCCCGAACGGCCCCUACCCCCCCGGCCAGUUCCCCAACGGGCUACCGCCCCCCCGCCCCCAGCGCGGCUCGGGCCCCAACGCGCCUGCGGGUGGCGCCCCGGCGGCGAGCGCUGCCGCGAUCGCCGGCCGUGCGCCCGCGCAGCGUGGCGCUGGCGCGGGUGGUGCUGCGCAGCGUAACGCUGCUGCGGCUGCCGCGCCUGCGCAGCCCGAGGUGCUCACCGCUGCUGCGCUUGCCAACGCGUCGCCCGAGGAGCAGAAGCAGAUGCUCGGUGAGGCCAUCUACCCCAAGAUCGCCGCGUCGCAGCCCCAGCUGGCUGGUAAGCUUACGGGUAUGAUCCUCGAGCUGCCCGUCGGCGAGCUGCUCCACCUCCUCGAGGACGACGAGGCGCUGACCGGCAAGGUGGACGAGGCUCUGAACGUCUUGCGCGAGUACGAGAACCGCGAGGGCGGCGAGGCCGAGGCCAGUGCCUAA
Messenger RNA from Malassezia japonica, 1995 nucleotides. It is a transcript of the gene PAB1, whose product is annotated as Protein phosphatase PP2A regulatory subunit B. Gene Ontology annotation, molecular function: poly(A) binding; poly(U) RNA binding; mRNA 3'-UTR binding. The coding region runs from base 1 to 1995 and encodes 664 amino acids. The transcript has 2 exons. The record is from RefSeq and is a predicted model, not a curated record. NCBI's taxonomy places the organism in Eukaryota, Fungi, Basidiomycota, Malasseziomycetes, Malasseziales, Malasseziaceae. Gene Ontology annotation, cellular component: ribonucleoprotein complex; nucleus; cytosol.